AUGGAGUCGUUCAUCCACGAGGUCUGCGAAAGCGUUGACGGGUCAAGCGCACUUGUGCUCAUGAAAGUUGGCGAGACCAUUGGUGAUUCUUGCUUGACUGGUGAGACGAUCUGCGACUGUCGGGGAAACGGGCUGGUCAUGGGAGGUGUUGGAGGCGCAUUGGGUCGAGCGAAGGGGUUAUCGAGAGCAAAUGAUCGCGUGGUGGGAGUGCCGCCAGAUGAUGAAUUCGAGGAUGCAUGGCCAUGGUCUGACUCAGAGCUGAAGGACCGUCGCCUGCGAGUGAAUGGCGCGCCUCGUUCCAGCAACUUCUGUUGCAUUCGGCCACAGUCCUCCUCGAAUCCUUCGUGA
Parastagonospora nodorum SN15 is the source of this 348-nucleotide messenger RNA. RefSeq lists its product as hypothetical. Bases 1 to 348 code for a protein of 115 amino acids. The record is from RefSeq and is a predicted model, not a curated record. The transcript has a single exon. Lineage: Eukaryota; Fungi; Ascomycota; Dothideomycetes; Pleosporales; Phaeosphaeriaceae.